GCAGGCAUUUGCUUGGAAGGAGAACUUGGGAUCUUUCUGGGAACCCCCCGCCCCGGCUGGAUUGGCCGAGCAAGCCUGGAAAAUGGUAAAUGAUCAUUUGGAUCAAUUACAGGCUUUUAGCUGGCUUGUCUGUCAUAAUUCAUGAUUCGGGGCUGGGAAAAAGCCCAACAGCCUACGUGCCAAAAAAGGGGCAGAGUUUGAUGGAGUUGGGUGGACUUUUCUAUGCCAUUUGCCUCCUCACCUAGAGGAUAAGCACUUUUGCAGACAUUCGGUGCAGGGGAGAUCAUGUUUGACUGUAUGGAUGUUCUGUCAGUGAGUCCUGGGCAAAUCCUGGAUUUCUACACUGCGAGUCCGUCUUCCUGCAUGCUCCAGGAGAAAGCUCUCAAAGCAUGCUUCAGUGGAUUGACUCAAACCGAAUGGCAGCAUCGGCACACUGCUCAAUCGAUUGAAACACAGAGCACCAGCUCUGAGGAACUCGUCCCGAGCCCUCCAUCUCCACUUCCUCCCCCUCGAGUGUACAAACCCUGCUUCGUCUGCCAGGACAAAUCAUCAGGCUACCACUAUGGGGUCAGCGCCUGUGAGGGGUGUAAGGGGUUCUUCCGCAGAAGUAUUCAGAAGAACAUGAUUUACACUUGUCACAGAGAUAAGAACUGUGUUAUUAAUAAAGUCACCAGGAAUCGAUGCCAGUACUGUCGACUCCAGAAGUGCUUUGAAGUGGGAAUGUCCAAAGAAUCUGUCAGGAAUGACAGGAACAAGAAAAAGAAGGAGCCUUCCAAGCAAGAAUGCACAGAAAGCUAUGAAAUGACCGCUGAGCUGGACGAUCUCACCGAGAAGAUCCGGAAAGCUCACCAGGAAACCUUCCCUUCACUCUGCCAGCUGGGCAAGUACACCACGAACUCCAGUGCAGACCAUCGAGUCCGACUGGACCUGGGCCUCUGGGACAAGUUCAGUGAACUGGCCACCAAGUGCAUUAUUAAGAUCGUGGAGUUUGCUAAACGCCUGCCAGGCUUCACCGGCUUGACCAUCGCAGACCAAAUCACCCUGCUGAAGGCCGCCUGCCUGGACAUCCUGAUUCUUAGAAUUUGUACCAGGUAUACCCCAGAGCAAGACACCAUGACUUUUUCAGAUGGCCUUACCCUCAAUCGAACUCAAAUGCACAAUGCCGGCUUCGGUCCUCUGACUGACCUUGUGUUCACCUUUGCCAACCAGCUCCUGCCUUUGGAAAUGGAUGACACUGAAACAGGCCUUCUCAGUGCCAUCUGCCUCAUCUGUGGAGACCGCCAGGACCUUGAGGAACCAACAAAAGUAGAUAAGCUACAGGAACCAUUGCUGGAAGCACUAAAAAUUUAUAUCAGGAAAAGACGACCCAGCAAGCCUCACAUGUUUCCAAAGAUCUUAAUGAAAAUCACAGAUCUCCGCAGCAUCAGUGCGAAAGGUGCAGAACGUGUAAUUACCUUGAAAAUGGAAAUUCCUGGAUCAAUGCCACCUCUUAUUCAGGAGAUGCUGGAGAAUUCCGAAGGACAUGAACCCUUGACCCCAAGCUCCAGUGGAAACACAGCAGAGCACAGUCCCAGCAUCUCCCCCAGCUCCGUGGAAACCAGCGGGGUCAGCCAGUCACCUCUGGUGCAAUAAGACAUUUUCCAGCUACUUCAAACAUUCCCCAGUACCUUCAGUUCCGGGAUUUAAAAAUGCAAGAAAAGAAGAAAACCAUUUUUACUGCUGCUUAGUUUUUGGACUGAAAAUAUAUUAAAACUCAAGAAGGACCAAGACGUUUUCAUAUGUAUCAAUAUAUAUAUAUAUAUCAAUAUAUAUAUAUAUAUACUCCUCACUCUAAGUUACCUAGAAAUACAAACUUUUCAAAUUCUAAAAAUCAGCCAUUUCAUGCAACCAGAAACUAGUUAAGAGCUUCUAUUUUCCUCUUCGAACACUCAAGAUUGCAUGGUAAAGAACCAGUUCAAAUGAGUUGCCCUGGUUAAGUUUCUGAAGACUUUGUACAUACAAGUAUUGGCUCUGUUCUUUCUCUACUGUAUGUUUGGUGCUUUCCUUUUGUUUUGCAUACUCCAAAUAACCAAGACAUCAAGGUUAUGAAAUAGACUACUGUACCUGUCCACCUAAGAAAGGUUCCAAAAGAUGACUGUCUUGCUUUCAUGGAAUAAUCAAGACACCCAGGUAAGGAAACAGGACUGCUGUACAGUAUGACAGAAGACUAGAGAGAUUCUGAUUUAGUUAGUGCGGAAGCUUGUCCUUGCUCCUUUUCGAUGUUCUCAAACUGCCUCUUUUAUUUCAUGUUGCCCAGUAAGAGUAAACAAAUUCACUGCACUAGCAGAAGAGAACUCUGGAUAACUGCAGUUCAGUUGAGCAAAUGUCAUUCAUUCAAUUCUUGUCACUUUAAAUAAAAAGUGGUUUAUUACUUGUUUAAUGACAUAACUACACAGUGGGAAAAAAAAGAAAAAAAAAUACUACAUUUUUACAGUGAUGAUAGCCUUCAAGGCAGAGACACUUUUCAGUGUUAGUAAGUUUUUGUUUACCUGUUCACAAGCCAUUAGGGAAAAUU
Tupaia belangeri chinensis (Chinese tree shrew) is the source of this 2554-nucleotide messenger RNA. It is a transcript of the gene RARB, whose product is annotated as retinoic acid receptor beta. The transcript is spliced from 8 exons. Gene Ontology annotation, cellular component: nucleus; transcription regulator complex. NCBI's taxonomy places the organism in Eukaryota, Metazoa, Chordata, Mammalia, Scandentia, Tupaiidae. The coding region runs from base 286 to 1632 and encodes 448 amino acids. Gene Ontology annotation, molecular function: nuclear receptor activity; RNA polymerase II cis-regulatory region sequence-specific DNA binding; zinc ion binding. The record is from RefSeq and is a predicted model, not a curated record. Gene Ontology annotation, biological process: cellular response to corticotropin-releasing hormone stimulus; retinoic acid receptor signaling pathway; regulation of transcription by RNA polymerase II.